This is a messenger RNA of Saccostrea cuccullata (small rock oyster), 447 nucleotides long. RefSeq lists its product as uncharacterized. Lineage: Eukaryota; Metazoa; Mollusca; Bivalvia; Ostreida; Ostreidae. The annotation marks the transcript as partial. The record is from RefSeq and is a predicted model, not a curated record. The transcript is spliced from 4 exons.
AUAAAAUGCAGCUUUGUUUGCAAUUGUUAAUAAACAUGAUUCCAUACUGAAGGAGAGCACUCUUAUUGAUACUUUGUCGGAGAAGGAUGGCCCGAAACAAGGCGCUUAUUACCGAUCUAUUCUCGUCUGCUUUAGGUUUAGCUUUUUGUGGUGUUGCUACGGUAACACCUGGAUUCUUUAUUACUCGGAAUGGAAGGAUGAGCAUCUUUUACUUUAACUAUAAGGAGUUUGGAUCUGACUCAUGGUCAACAAAGACUUACCUAGCUUAUGAUGAGGAGCACGAUACGAAUGGAUCCACUCAGCUCUCAAUGCUAGAUGUGCAGUUGGAAAGCCUACUUACUCUUGUUCUUGGUGGAUUCGGUUGGUUGAUUCCUUUGUCGAAUACCAUGAAAAAAUCGCCAAUUCCACUAAUGUUUUUGACUGGAGGAAUAUUUCUACUGGUGGCAG